GAGCCAGUUGUACUAGUAGCGCAAUUUGAGAAUCACUAGUGUGGCAGGGUAAAGCUGUAAAGAUUAUGAUUUAUUUAUUUAUUAUUCUUUUAAAUAUGCUCACUCUAUAUCGCGAUUAUCUAUCACCUCCCGUGGAGCGUGCGUGUCCGCCACGUUGAACGAGGGUUCACCGUUCAUGUGCAGGCUGUAUGACAUCCGAGCACAAAAAUGACAUAUUCGUGUUUAUCAAUUCAAUCCAGACGAGUUCAACUGAAGCGAUUUGUGGUCUUGGCGUCUUUAGCCUCGUUAGCUUGAUUAGCGUUGACCCCUAGGGCUUCCUCCGGCCCAGUUCUUCCAGCCAUUUUCUGACUGACUGAGCGGUCAAAUCAGAAUGGUCAGAACUCGGGUCGUCCUGUUGACCUAGUAGCACAGAGCGCACCGUCAAGUCGGUUGGUGAAAAUAUAUGUAUUUUAGCGGUUCUGAUCACUCUGGCGCCUCAUGGAAAGUCGGAAAAAAAAUUCGCCCCCAACACCGGUCGGACCUUGACAAACUCCUACUAGCGAAUUUGUUCAAUCCGCUAUUUGCGGAAUUUCAAGUGACCAAACCCGGAAAACAGGUUAGCGUAUGCGGCGAUUUACUAGCAUAACUGCAUGAUGGUUUAAAAGCUGAACUUGCAAAAUAAAAAAUUAAAAAUGUCUUUGUGGCUGUUGGCCUCAUGCAUAAGUAAAAUUCAUGCAUAUAAUUUAUUUAUAUAAAAAAAAAUAUAUAUACACGAUAUGCUUUAUAUGUAAAGACGAACAAAGCCGAGAUUGGGGGACAUGUUUGUCUAUUAACAGGAAGAAGUCCUUCUCGGGAAUUCGCCCAAUUGAUCCCCGAUCACAAUUAAUUCCGAAGAUUGGGACUGUUGUCCUCAACAACCUAUGCCUUUUCAUUUUUGUUAGAAUUUUUACCAUAUAGAGUGUUCCCUCGCCACUCCGCGCUUCACGUUUUGCGGCUUCAGCGCCUCGCGGGUUUUUCCAAAAUAUUCAUUCAAAAAAAAUAAAAACAUACAGCCAUAUCGGCAGUCAUAUUGCUGAAAGAUGCGUUGUUUCAUGUUGAUGCGCGCGCGAGAAGGUUUCCCUGCAUGCCAAACAAAGAGAUGAGUUGACUCAGAGGCUUUGUAAAUGCCUGUACUGUACGGGCACUCAUACAAGGCGCGUGAUUGGUUCCCGGCGCGACAUCGACCAAUGAGAGCACGAUUUAUUUAGUUGAUUGGCUGCGCAUCAUUGCAGCCUCACCCAGCAUCUUCCCUUGUCGUGUCCCGCCAGUCUCGUCCACGCUGUUGCGUUCGCAAUAACUUUUUUUGUUUGUUUUGUUUAAGCGAUCCUUUUUUGGAUUAGUUAAGCAAGCCGAAGCGCUGUGCCCCUGCGAAAUCUUCCUCCGGGGCGCCCAAGAGGAAGAAGAAGAAGAUGGCCAUCAGCGAAAAAGGUCGCCAUGUUAAGACAGGGCAGCUGGCAGCCAUCAAGGUCAUGGAUGUCACCGGGGAUGAGGAAGAGGAGAUCAAAGCGGAAAUCAACAUGCUGAAGAAGUACAGCCACCAUCGCAACAUCGCCACCUACUACGGCGCGUUCAUCAAGAAGAAUCCGCCGGGGAUCGACGACCAGCUAUGGCUGGUGAUGGAGUUCUGCGGCGCCGGCUCGGUGACGGAUCUGAUCAAGAACACCAAGGGCAACUCCCUGAAAGAAGAGUGGACGGCCUACAUCUGCCGAGAGAUUCUCAGGGGCCUGACUCAUCUCCAUCAGCACAAGGUCAUCCACCGAGACAUCAAGGGACAGAACGUCCUGCUGACGGAGAACGCCGAGGUCAAACUAGUGGAUUUUGGCGUUUCGGCCCAGUUGGACCGCACAGUGGGAAGGAGGAACACGUUUAUCGGAACGCCGUACUGGAUGGCGCCGGAGGUGAUCGCCUGCGACGAGAAUCCAGACGCGACUUACGACUUCAAGAGCGAUUUAUGGUCGCUGGGCAUCACGGCCAUCGAGAUGGCUGAAGGAGCACCACCGCUGUGUGACAUGCACCCCAUGAGAGCCCUCUUCCUCAUCCCGCGAAAUCCUGCGCCCAGACUCAAGUCAAAGAAAUGGUCCAAGAAGUUCCAGCUAUUCAUCGAGAGCUGCCUGGUGAAGAGCCACGGCCAGAGGCCCAGCACGGAGCAGCUCCUCAAGCACCCCUUCAUCAGGGACCUGCCCAACGAGAGGCAGGUCCGCAUUCAGCUCAAGGACCACAUCGACCGCACCAAGAAGAAGCGUGGCGAGAGGGAUGAGACCGAGUACGAAUACAGCGGCAGCGAGGAAGAGGACGAGGAAAGAGACAUGGGCGAGCCGAGCUCCAUCAUCAACAUCCCCGGCGAGUCGACCCUGCGGCGCGACUUCCUGCGCCUGCAGCUGGCCAAUAAGGAGCGCUCGGAGGCGCAGCGGCGGCAGCAGCUGGAGCAGCAGCAGAACGAGGAACACAAGCGCCUGCUGCUGGCCGAGAGGCAGAAGCGCAUCGAGGAGCAGAAGGAACAGCGGCGGCGGCUGGAGGAGCAACAGCAGCGCGAGCGAGAGCUGAGGAAGCAGCACGAGCGGGAGCAGAGGAGGCGCUACGAAGAAAUGGAGCAGCUCCGUAGAGAGGAGGAGCGGCGGCACGCUGAAAGAGAACAGGAGUAUAUCCGUAGGCAGCUGGAAGAGGAGCAGAGGCAGUUAGAGAUUCUCCAGCAGCAGCUUCUACAGGAGCAGGCGCUACUUCUGGAGUACAAGCGCAAGCAGGUGGAAGAGCAGCGGCAGGCGGAGCGUCUGCAGAGGCAACUCCAGCAGGAGAGGGCCUACCUGGUGUCGCUGCAGCAACAGCAGCAGGAAGGACGGCAGGCGGAGAAGAAACAGCUCUACCACUACAAAGACGUCAUGAAUCCCAACGACAAGCCGGCCUGGGCUAAGGAGGUUCAAGGCGGUAACCCGCCCCGCUCUAACCUUCGCCACCGCCAGUCGUUCAACCGGCCGCUGCCGCCGCCGUCGUCCUCGUCCUCCCGCGGCCGACCCCGUGCUCAAACCCCUAGACGCGCCCCGUCCGUGGGCGCCCAGAUCCUCUCCGAGCACCUCCCCCAGAUCCGCAUCGGGCUAGACCCCGGGGAGCCCCUGGGCCCGGGGCUAAAGCAGGAGAUAAGUCAGCGGGUCCGAGAGUUGAGGGCGCAGAAGCGCAGUCAGAGCAAGGGCGGCCCGAUCGCCGUCAAGGAAGACAGUAAGGCGGCUCGUAAGGAGCCUCGUAACCCCGAGAAAGAACCUUCCGGUCCCGCGACGGUCAGACGGUCCGACCCUGCCGCCGUCGCUCGAGACCAACAGAAAGACAAGUCCCCAGGCAGGCCCCUCUCUGCGCACGAUCCUGCCGGCAUCCCCCGUGCUGUUACUAAGGCGCCCGCGCAGGUCCACAAUCUGGUGGAGGAGAGGUCAAAGCUGAACAGGCAGAGUUCUCCGGCACUGCAACCCAAAGUGUCAAACCGGAUCUCGGACCCUUCCCUCCCUCCCCGGUCCGAGUCCUUCAGCGGCGGCGGCAUGCAAGCCGCCCGAACUCCACCCUCGCACCGUCCUGUCGAACCCCAGAUGGCCCACCUGGUUCCGGUCAAGACGCACUCGGGCUCCAUGUCGGGUUCUCAGUCCCUGCAGGACCAGACGGCUUCGGCGUUGAGCGAGGGCGUGGGCUCGCCCAGGCCCGACAUCCCCCGCCAGAACUCCGACCCGACUUCCGACACCCAGACGCCCCCGCUUCGCACGGCUGACCGGGACCGGACCGCGUGGCUGAGAGAGGAAGACCUGCCUCCCAAGGUCCGAGAAUCCCAAUCGAGGACCACCUCCAUCUCCCCAGCCUCGGCCAGGAAGAACUCCCCCAACGGAAGCGUCGGUUUGGGGCCUCGCACGGGCUCUCAGCUCAUACGAGCAAGUAACCCAGACCUGCGCCGUUCCGAGCUCUCACUGGACGCCAUGCUGCAAAGGACGUCCUCCAACUCGUCUUCGUCCUCCUCUCCCUCGUCCCAGGGAGGCUCGGUCGAGAGGAGAGGUCAGAGCAAACAGGAAGCAUCCUCGUCGGGAGCCAAUCAGGAGGCCCAAUCCAAACAGGAGGCGGGCCCUGAAUCCAGCAGACCCAGCAGGCCUGCGAGCUAUAAGAAAGCCAUAGAUGAGGACCUCAGCGCUCUGGCGAAGGAACUGCGAGAGUUGAGGGUCGAGGAGGGCAGCCGACCUCCAGUCAAGGUGACGGACUACUCGUCGUCCAGCGAGGAGUCUGAGAGCAGCGACGAUGACGGCGAGACGGUGGGACACGACGGCACCGUGGCCGUCAGCGACAUCCCUCGAAUCAUGCCAGCUGCGCAAAGCGGCGUCGAGUCCUACGGAGGACUGAGCGAGGCCUCCCCGGGUGAGCCCUUCAGGAACUCCAAGGACGGCACGCUGGUGAUGAGAGAGGCCGACGAGAAGAGGCGAGGCGGCCGCGGCGAGAGCAACGGCUUCGGCGACCACGCCAACCUGCCCGACCUGGUGCGGCGGAGCGGCUCGCCCCCGGCCGCGCCCGCCGCCCUGCGAGAGCUGGGCGACCUGCCCGAGUUCGGUCUGGGCGGCUGCAAAACGUCCUUCACGCCGUUCGUCGACCCUCGUGUCUAUCAAACGUCCCCGAGCGACGAAAACGAGAACUCGGCAGCCGGCGUCUUCGCUGACGAGCUCCUGCGGCAGGAGCAGGCCCGGCUCAACGAAGCCAGGAAGAUCUCGGUGGUCAACGUGAACCCCACCAACAUCAGACCGCACAGCGACACGCCCGAGAUCCGCAAGUACAAGAAACGCUUCAACUCGGAGAUUCUUUGCGCCGCGCUCUGGGGUGUGAACCUGCUGGUGGGGACGGAGAACGGCCUCAUGCUGCUGGACCGAAGCGGCCAGGGAAAAGUUUACAACCUGAUCACCAGGCGGCGUUUUCUUCAGAUGGACGUGCUGGAGGGCCUCAACGUGCUCGUCACCAUAUCGGGGAAAAAGAACAAGCUGCGCGUCUACUACCUGUCGUGGCUGAGGAACAGGAUACUGCACAACGACCCGGAAGUGGAGAAGAAGCAAGGCUGGAUCACCGUCGGAGAGCUGGAGGGAUGCGUGCAUUAUAAAGUUGUCAAGUACGAGAGGAUCAAGUUCCUGGUGAUUGCGCUGAAGACCUCGGUGGAGAUCUACGCCUGGGCCCCCAAGCCCUACCACAAGUUCAUGGCCUUUAAGUCGUUUGCCGAGCUGCAGCACCGUCCCCAGCUCGUCGACUUGACCGUGGAGGAAGGUCAGAGGUUGAAGGUCAUCUACGGCUCCAGCGUGGGCUUCCACGUCAUCGACGUCGACUCGGGCAACCCGUACGACAUCUACAUCCCGUCGCACUGUGCCAAAGAGACCAAGAUCCAGAGCCAGGUGACGCCGCACGCCAUCGUGGUGUUGCCCAAGACGGACGGUAUGGAGAUGCUGCUGUGCUACGAGGACGAGGGCGUCUACGUCAACACGUACGGCAGGAUCACCAAAGAUGUCGUGCUGCAAUGGGGGGAGAUGCCCACCUCUGUUGCCUACAUCCACUCCAAUCAAAUUAUGGGCUGGGGCGAGAAAGCCAUCGAGAUCCGCUCGGUGGAGACGGGACACCUGGACGGAGUCUUCAUGCACAAGAGGGCCCAGAGACUCAAGUUCCUGUGCGAGCGCAACGACAAGGUGUUCUUCGCAUCGGUGCGCUCGGGCGGCAGUAGCCAAGUGUUCUUCAUGACCCUCAACAGGAGCUCCAUGAUGAACUGGUGAUGGCCCCGCCCACUUGGUCCAACCUCGCUCUCCCGUUGGCUGUUGACAUCCUCCUCCUAUUUGCACACUUUGCCUCUUCCUCUUCCUGUUGUGCCGCCGGCCUUGAAACGCACCACGGCGGCGGAGGGACCACUUGAUCUUCUUCUCCUCGUCCUCAUCCUCCUCUUCUUCCUCCUCCCUCCCUCCCGCCGAUUCAAAAGAUGACGUCUGCGUCCCUUUAAGAAGAAAAUCGCACACUUCCAGCCCCCGCGCCCUCCACUCCGUCUCCUCUUUGUCGUAUUUCCACUCUUUAAAGGUGCUGCAUCAGACUUCAAGCUGUCAAUCAACAAAAAGCGUCCGUGUGAAACUUUACCGCACACGCCUGUUCCUGUCAACAUUUUGCGCGUGUGUGUGUGUGUGUGUGUGUGUGUGUGUGUGUGUGUGCGCGCGCGCGCGCGAGUCCCGCUCCGAGAUCAACGUCGAGGAGAGCAGAAAUGAAAGUCAGUGGUGGUCGUUUUGCUCUUUAUAGCAGGAAGUCGAAAAAAAGUGACUUGCGCUACGAUCGUAUCACACCGCUACAGAAUGCUUUUAUUAUUCUUCCACCAUAGAUUAUUAUUUGGGGGUGUCAGGAACAGGAACAUCGAUAAAGUGACCUGUGAUAGAAAAAAAGAAAAAUUGCUGAAGUUACCUGUCAGGAACAAGAACCUUGCUCAAGUCAAGUGUUAGACAAUGUCAGGAAAUAACAACUUCGGGAAGGUCACUCGUCCAGGAACAAGAACUUUGCUUAAGUCACCUGCCAAAAAACAAGAUCUUUAGAAAAUUCGCUUGUCAGGAACGAAAACUUUGCUGAAGUGACCUGGCAGGAACAAGAACUUAAAAGGAUCAGGAAUCUCGCUAAAGUCACCACUAAGGAACAAAAACCUUCCUUAACAAAAUUUUAGGAAAGACGCAUGAGAAACAACAAUUGUGGUAAAGGAACCUGUCAGGAACAAGAACAUUGCUUAAGUCAACAGUCAAAACUUUGGUAAAGUAUCAUGACAACAACUUUGUCAUGUGAAGGACAAAAACGUUGGUAAAGCUAUCUAACAAGAACAGGAAAUUUUUAAAGUCAACUCUCAGAAAUAAGAACUUUCCUAAAGUGUCAGAAUCAAGAACUCUGCUAAAGUAACCUGCAGGAACAAGAACUUGAGUAUAAUGUCAGGAACAGGAAUUUUGUUAAAGUCAGGAUUAGGAACUUUAGGAACGUCACCAAUCGGCAACAAGUUGAGGAACGACAUCAGCUUAGCUUUAGCUUUGCGAAACCACUAGUCAGGAACAACAAAACUGGGAAAGUGCUCUGUCACAAAAAUUUUGCUGAAGUAACCGGUCAGGAGCCAGAACUUUAGGAAAGUCACUUGGCAGGAACAAAAACUUUGCUGAAGUCGCCUGUGAAGAACAAAAACAUCGGUAGCGUCACCUGUACCUGAAAUAGCUAACGUUUUCCAAAGUGUCAGGAACAAUAACUUUGCUAAAGACACCUGUCAAAAACAAGAACUUUGCAAAAGUAUCAGGAACAAGUACUUUGCUAAAGUCACUUGUGAAUAAUAACAACUUUGGAAAAUCUGUCUGUCAGGAACAGGAACACUGCAAAUGUCACCUGUGACGAUCAAGAAGUUGUUUAAAGUGUCUGGAACAAUAUCCUCGUUAAUGUCACUUGUCCACUGUUUUGUUUUUGCGUUACACAAACACACCACCAAAAAAAAAAAAAAAAAAAAAAAAAAAAAAAGUAGCCAACUGUUCGGCCUUCAUGCUCGGCAGAGCUUCAAAAAAAGUACUUUUUUUUCUUUUUUUAAGCUGCGUUGGGUUCGGACCGAGCGCUAACACGCUAACACAUUUCUUACUGUUUUGUUCAUUAUCGCGAGUGAAGAUGAGCUAACAAACACCUCAACCAUGUCGUCGUGUACUGUACUAAAAAUGGCUGUAGAUGCACAACAGGCAAGCUAACGUUUUAGCAAUAAAGAGCCCAGCGGUCUUCCCUCUGUGCGUGUGUGCAUGUGUGCUUGUUAUUUUGUUGUUGUUGCGGUCAUUCCACUGAGGACUCUCAAAGACAAAUUAAAACCACUGUAAUCUUUUUUUUUUUUUUUGUGUGUGUGUGUGUGUGUGUGACUGUGUGCUACUUUUUCUUCUUCCUGUUUUUAUUUGAAAAGACUAAUCGUCCUGUUUGGGGAUUUGUUUUGUUUUGUAAAAGAGACACUGGAAGAGAAAUAAAUGUAAGAGUAGAGAAGGGUUGCCUUGUGUAGUUGUUGUUUUUUGCAACCUUGCGAAAAACACUUGCUGGGAACAAUUGAUUUAGUUAAGUAACCUGCAGGAACAAUAACUUCACUGAAAUCACUUGUCAGGAACAAAAACUUUGCGAAAGGCAAUUGUCAAAAACAACAACUUGGCUAAAGUUUUGUGUCAGGAACAAAAACUUUGGAAAAGUUCCUGUUCCCGACAGGUGAGUUUUGCAAAGUCUCCGGUCAGGAAGCAGAACUUGCUAAAGUCACCUGUUAGGUAGAAGAACUUUGUCAUCGUAACUUGCCAGGAACAGGAAGAAAAAAAAUUAAGGUAUGAGCAAGAACCUAGCUAAGGUCAUCUCUCAGGAACAGGAACCUUGCUAAAGUAACCUGCAGGAACAAUGACUUUGCUCGCGUAACGUGCAGAAACAAGACCCUUCCUGAAAUCACUUGUCAGGAACAAGGACUUUGCCAAUGUCUCUUGCCAGGAACAGAAACAUAAACUUUACUAAGGUAGCUGACCGGAGCAAGAACCUAGCAAGUAACCUGUCAGAAACACUAAUGUUACUGACAUCUCCUUUCAGGAAUAAAGACUUUGCCAACGUCGUUUUCCAGGAACAGGAAAAAGAACCUGGCUAAAGUCACCUGUCAGGAACAAGAACCUUGCUAAGGUCAUCUGUUCAGAAAAUUGUGUGUGUGUGUGUGUGUGUGUGUGUUGUUGUCAGUGUGUUUUUCCAUUCCGCCCAUUACACUGAGGACUCUCAAAGACAAAUAAAACCACUGCAGUCUUUUAUUUUGUAUUUGCGUGAGUUCAUUUGUCUUUUCCUGUUUUAAUUUGAAAAGACUGAUCUUCCUGUCUAGGGAUUUGUUUUGAUUUGUAAAAGAGAACCUGGAAGAGAAAUAAAUGCCAUCGUACAGCCA
Molecule: messenger RNA, 8935 nt
Organism: Phycodurus eques (leafy seadragon)
Lineage: Eukaryota; Metazoa; Chordata; Actinopteri; Syngnathiformes; Syngnathidae
Gene: tnika
Product: TRAF2 and NCK interacting kinase a
Exons: 35
Coding region: 1428-5780 (1450 amino acids)
Biological process (GO): protein phosphorylation
Molecular function (GO): ATP binding; protein kinase activity
Source: RefSeq, a predicted model, not a curated record